Messenger RNA from Contarinia nasturtii (swede midge), 1943 nucleotides. Its product is annotated as nose resistant to fluoxetine protein 6-like. NCBI's taxonomy places the organism in Eukaryota, Metazoa, Arthropoda, Insecta, Diptera, Cecidomyiidae. Gene Ontology annotation, molecular function: acyltransferase activity, transferring groups other than amino-acyl groups. The transcript has 11 exons. Bases 46 to 1851 code for a protein of 601 amino acids. The record is from RefSeq and is a predicted model, not a curated record.
GUGGGUGUUGUUUGAAAAAACAAGCAUAGUGCAGUGAGGAACAAAAUGGCCAUAUUAAUUAGUUCACUUUCAAAAUUUGUGUAUUUUGUAUUGCUGAUUAUUUGCAUUAAUAGUAAAAACGCCGAGUCAGAAACGUCAAAUUUUAAAUUCAUCAACUUUGAGCAAAUUAAAUAUGAUCUUUUUGUCAAGACGGAUACCAUUUCUUCAAUAAAAAACAGUAGUCAUAACUUUAAAGGAACUGUGGAAAAAUGUUUAACCGAUUUAAAAGUAAUUCAAAACGGCCUGAUGAGAGAUGAAUUUUGGGCGAUGAAAUUUUUAGAUUCAUGGGGAAAAAUACCAUCGGGAUUAUUAAAUGGAAACACUCACGACUUUGGCGCUUUUUCACAGUGCCUUCACAUUGAAAGAAAUGACGAAGCAUACGAAACGCAAUAUUGCACAGGCAGAUUGUUUUUCAAUUUAUUAGGAAACUCAACACAAAAAUCAUAUCGAUAUAACAUAAAUAACAUAAUUUUUCCCGAUGUUAUUCAAAUUGAAGAUUUACCAGACUUCGAUAAGCCAUACUUUACAUUCGGAAUUUGUUUACCAGCCUCUUGUCCGCCGCUUGUAUUUGAACCUAUCAUCAAUGAUUUGAUACCAAAAAAUGGACAUAAUGUGUCGAUAAAACUUUCUGAAGGCACGUGCCAAUUACGCGAAAAUGCAUAUGCAUUGAACACAUUAGAUAAAGUUGUGUUAGGUAUAUUGGGUGUAAUUUUAUUUCUUAUUACAUUGAGCACCGGCUACGAUAUUUUCUGUACCUUUAACAAACUUGAAAAGUCACCAAUUCUGUUGGCGUUUUCCUUUUAUACAAACGGAUUAAAAUUAUUUUCCUGCAAAACGAACACAACAUCGAAUACAAUGGAUUGCAUACAUGGCAUUCGAGCUAUAUCAGCACAAUGGGUCGUACUUGGUCACGUAGUUAUGUGCUAUUUAAUGUUGCCAAUUCAAAAUCGAACUGUACAUGAUACGUUUGUUACACAAUAUGAAAGUAUGUUUAUCCUCUCUGCCCCAAUCGCCGUUGAGACGUUCUUUGUACUCAGUGGCCUUUUGGUUUCAAUUAAUUUGCUUGAACAUUUUGAAAAAACCAAAGGAAAGAUAAAUGUCGUUCAAUUUUACAUCCAUCGAUAUGUUCGUCUUACGCCGCUUUUGAUCAUAUCAAUUUUAGUAUCGGUUUGUAGAUUUGCUGGAAAUGGUCCACUUUUGCCAAACAUGUUAAGCAUCACAAGCAAUCAAUGCAAACGCUACUGGUGGUCAACUCUGUUAUAUAUCCAAAAUUACGUGAAUCCAGAGAACUUGUGCUUCGGUUCUUCUUGGUACUUGUCGGUUGAUACACAACUGUAUUGUAUAGCACCAGCUAUCGUAUAUUUGAUUUAUCGAUUUAAGGCAAAAUCAUUGGUUCCACUAUCACUUCUUGUUUUAGCUUGUAUUAUAAUAACUUUGAGGGUUCAUGUGAUGUAUAAUCUUACCACUUUGUUUGCACCUGAAAAGAUGUACCAUGCUUACUAUCCAACACACAUUCGAUUUUCAUCAUGGCUGGUUGGCGUUAUUGCCGGCUAUUUCUUCAAGGAAACUCAGAAUAGAACUAUUCACAUUCCAAAGCGGUGGUCUUAUCAACUCGUUUCUCUCUCAUCGAUUUUGGCAACCUUUGUCAAGGCUUUCAUAUUCAAUUUAUUUAAUACAUUUCCCGAGCAUCUUGAUGGCAAUGGGCACAAUGAAAACAUCGCUCUAUUUUACACUCUCGAAUACUUUAAUUGCUUACAUUGGAAUAACAGUACUAACGAUCUCAAUAUCAAUCAUUACAACUCUGGCAUUUGAAUCACCCAUCUUGGCCAUUGAGAAAUCACUUCUUCAUUCAAAGGUGAGCCAGAAAGUGGAAACCAGACCAACGGAGGAAAAGAAACUAAAUU